AACACACCGGCGCUCCCAGCAUGCAGCGCGACAGCAAGAUGGCGGCGCCCAGGUGGGGUCCUGCGGCCGGGUUCCCCGUCACCCCGGGCAACGACCUCGCCAGCGGCGCCAGCAGCGGCGGCGCGGGCCGAAGCGCCGCACAGAGCGGCCAGGACAAGCCCAAGAAGCCGUGUCGGGCGUGCGUGGACUUCAAGACGUGGAUGCGGGACCAAAAGCAGCUGGCGGUGUCGGCGGGGAAGGAAGGGGAUGUUUACGAGGACCUUGAUAAGCCACGUCCGAUUGAAUGCCCUUUAGAUCGUGAGGAGUUGGGGAGGAGCACCUGGUCUUUUCUUCAUACGAUGGCAGCCUACUACCCGGACAAACCCACCACAAAUCAACAGGAGGACAUGAAACAGUUUAUUUCUUUGUUUUCAAAGUACUUUCCCUGUGACGAAUGUGCGCAAGAUUUGAGAGACAGACUGAAGACCACUCCACCAGACACGACCGACAGGCACAAGUUUUCCCAAUGGAUGUGCUUUCUUCACAACGAUAUCAACAAGCGUAUAGGGAAGCCAGAAUUCGAUUGCUCUAAGGUGGAUGAGCGAUGGAAGGAUGGAUGGAAGGAUGGCUCAUGUGACUGAUUUGUGAAUCUUACAUUUUCAAUUACUUUGACGUGUGUAGUAUUUUUUCUUGUUCUUGACAAAAUGUUGUCAUCUGGUUUUAGUCGCCUAGAAAUCAAAACAUAUAAUAUUUCUCCCCUCCCUCUCAUAAUUUCUUAACCCCCCCGCAACCAAAUUAAGGUAGAUAUUUACUUCAACAUAGGCAUCCAGUUCUGAUUGUGAGGGACUUGACUGAUUUUACUCUCUUAGUCUGAGGAAGGGUUCCAACCCGAAACGUCACAUGUUCCUUUUCACGAGAAAUGCUGCCUGACCCGCUGAGUUACAUCAGCAUUUUGUGCAUAAGACACAUAUUGUGCAUAGUUCCUUCCGACUCUAAUUUUGCUCUCUCUCUCACUCUGUCCUCUAGAGGGCGCCGAUGAGUCAGGGUGGUAAUUUAUAUGAAGGUCUCCACCAAAGAUACUAGAGGAGCUAGUAUCUAGCUAGCAUCUUUGGCCCCCACUUAUCCCUGACUGAAUUUAGUCAGUGGGGGAAAAAGAGUUGCGUUUUCUUAAAGGCUGCAAGCGUAACUUGUGUUGGGAAGUGAAACAUUCUGGUUUUCCAUUUCCUUUCUCCUUGAAUUUACGUAAAAUUGAAGAUCUUGCUAGGAGACUUCAAUGAUUAAUUGUUUUGAUUGAAUGCCACCCAGUGGCAAGAGGUAAAAUAAAAUGUUUCAUGUUAUUUCAAAAUCAAAUGGAGAGCAAUAAACCACACUGGCAAGAGUCAAUCAUAGAGUCUCACCUCCUUGUGAACUCACAAACCAGUUUAUAUUGUGAAUACAAGGAACUGCAGAUGCUGGUUUACAAUAGUUACCAGUGCUUUAUUUGCCAUGUGCAACUGCGCAGUGAAAUUCAUUUUGCAUAUAUCACUUAUACGGCACCGCCAUGUUUUGGCGCCAUUACUCCACGCACGCUCGAUGUACUGGAGAGGUUCCCAUGAACUGCCGUCCCACUCCUCUCCUUGCCCGGCCAUCUUUGUGUCCCAGGGGACGCCCCCCCUGCCCUCUACCUGAAGAUGCUAGAGGCAUUACCCAGGAUCUCCCUCCGACUGGCCAUUGCUCCUCAUGCCCGACUUCUCCAGCUCCCUCCCAGUUAUGCCACCCGCCAAGCCUUCAGGUGGGUUCCUGAUCCCGUCGACUGACAUUAGGGGCAAUUUUACAGAUGCCAGUCAUAGAAAGCCACAAAAUGAUGGAGUAACUCAGCGGGUCAGGCAGCAUCUCUGGAGAACAUGGACAGAUGACGUUUCGGGUUGGGACCCUUGUUCAGACUCAGCAGGAGUCGCAGAAGGGGAGCAGUGAGAGAAGGUCUUGAGGAAGAGUCCCUUCCUGAAACGUCACCUGUCCGUGUUACUCCAGCACUUUGUGUGUUUUGUCUAUACAUGGUGGUGAACUUUCCUUGUGAUUUUGGGACAAAUCAGUAAAUCCAUGAAACUGAAGAUAGACACAAAAUGCUGGAGUAACUCAUCGGGACGGCAGCAUCUCUGGAGAGAAGGAAUGGGUGACGUUUCGGGUCGAGACCCUGCUUCAAACUCACAAAACUGAAGAUGUUUAAACCAACAUCUGCAGUUCCUUCUAACACAAUCCAUGAAACUGCUGAGGUUGUGAAGCUUUGAAUUCCCUGCAAUUGCACUAAUUAUCAGCUAGACUAUAACCAAUGUAGCUGAAUCUUGAAGUAUGUGUCUGCCUUGCUGACAAAAACACUCACUCCUAAUGGGCCUGUCCCACUUACACGACUUUUUCAGCGACGGCCGGCACCCGUCAUAGGUCGGUACAGAUCGCCUAAAAUUUUCAACAUGUUGAAAUUCCAGCGGUGACCCGAAUAAGGUACGACUCUUUGGGCAGCUACUCACAACCAUACAGGCUUCACCCCG
Messenger RNA from Leucoraja erinaceus (little skate), 2504 nucleotides. RefSeq names its product growth factor, augmenter of liver regeneration (ERV1 homolog, S. cerevisiae) (gene gfer). The coding region runs from base 21 to 620 and encodes 199 amino acids. The record is from RefSeq and is a predicted model, not a curated record. NCBI's taxonomy places the organism in Eukaryota, Metazoa, Chordata, Chondrichthyes, Rajiformes, Rajidae. The transcript has 3 exons. Gene Ontology annotation, cellular component: mitochondrion. Gene Ontology annotation, molecular function: flavin-dependent sulfhydryl oxidase activity; flavin adenine dinucleotide binding.